GGAAAGGAAAAGCCGAAUUUAUAUAUUGAGUUAUCUUAAAUAAGUUGUAAAACCGUUUAUAAUUGUAGUCUGCCUUUUAAAAACUCAUUUACUGGUAGCGUACAAUAUUUAGAUGUUCCAGGCGAUUACGUAUCCUUUAAGCCGUAGUAAACAACAUGAUAAACAGUUAGUUUAAGUUGAAAAGAAAGAAUUAUUCUCACAUAUUAAAGGCUAGGAUAAAAAGGUAUCUUCAGGUAUAAUUGGGAACCCGAGAAGUUUAAAUUUGCAACGACCACAAGUUGACGACAUGCGGAGCAUACAGAGGAAACAAAGAGAGGACAUUUGGGGCUUACUUCAAGAAGACGAGCUUCAAGAGCAAGUAGGAGGUGAAAACCUACAAAAGGAACAGGAAGAAAAGGAGAAGAAAGUGUGGCGGAGAUUGUUAGAGCCUAACUGUCCUUGUUGUCCUAACUUGUCCAAACGUUACACCAUAGCUCUCUUAAGUUCUGUAGGGUUUCUUAUUAGCUUUGGUAUUCGGUGUAAUUUAGGGGUGGCCAUAGUUCAGAUGAUUAGCAAUAUCCAUGGACAGGGUCCUGAAUUUGACUGGUCGCCAGCAACAAUUGGCGUAGUUGACUCUUCAUUUUUUUGGGGGUAUCUGGUAACUCAAGUUCCUGGAGGCUUUUUGGCAGCAAAAUACCCAGCUAACAGGAUAUUCGGCACUGCUAUUGGUGUGUCUGCUCUACUGAACCUGCUAGUGCCAGCGGCUUGUACGGUCCAUCCAGGAUUAACUAUUUUUGUCCGAAUUCUACAGGGGUUAGCUGAGGGAGUUACUUACCCAGCGUGCCACGGGAUAUGGCGUCAUUGGGCACCACCACUUGAAAGAAGCCGUUUGGCUACGAUAUCUUUUUGUGGUUCCUAUGCCGGAGCUGUAAUAGGGAUGCCCUUAUCUGGAAUGCUGACUGAUCGUAUCGGCUGGCAGACUUGCUUCUACUUUUACGGAGCCUGUGGCUUGCUUUGGUACGUCUUCUGGAUGUGGCUGACGUUUCAAAGUCCUGGAAAGCACCCAACCAUAAGUCAACAAGAGCUAAUAUACCUACAGAGGUCACUAGGCAACGUAUCCAACAAUAGUUCGUUGCAGUUAAGGUCUAUCCCUUGGAAACGUAUGUUGACGUCAAUGCCUGUAUACGCCAUUAUUGUGGCCAACUUUGCCCGUAGCUGGAGUUUCUACUUGCUGUUGAUAUCCCAACCUAUGUAUUUUAAAGAGGUCCUCCAUUUCCACAUUGACAAGUCAGGGGUGCUUGGAGCUCUCCCCCAUCUGCUCAUGACGAUUGUUGUCCCAAUAGGGGGCCAACUAGCGGACAUGAUACGUCGAAGAAACUUAAUGACAACAACAAUGGUCCGGAAAGUGUUCAAUUGUGGAGGUUUUGGAUUGGAGGCAGUGUUUCUCCUGGUAGUCGGCUACACCCGAAAUACAACAGUUGUUCUUAUAGCCCUUACUUUAGCUGUUGGCUUCAGUGGAUUUGCUAUUUCCGGUUUCAAUGUAAAUCAUCUCGACAUUGCUCCUCGGUACGCUAGUAUCUUGAUGGGAAUGUCCAACGGUUUUGGAACACUCUCUGGAAUGAUCUGUCCUAUAAUUGUGGAAACUCUGACCAAACAUUCUACGGCCGAGGAAUGGGAAAAGGUAUUUUUGAUAGCCAGUUUAAUUCAUUUUGGUGGUAUCAUAUUCUACGCUGUUUUCGCCUCUGGUGAGGUCCAGGCAUGGGCAGAACCUCCACCAGAAGCGGAAGAAACGUCGUGGAAUCCAUUAGAAAACGUUUUCAAAGACGAAAAUGAUCAAACCGAUAGACCUUUUGCCACAUCUUCUAAACAGUCAUCAUAUCACACUUUAAACCUUUGCCAGGAAACUGUGCUUAAACCAACUAAGGGGGGAUCUACUGAAGCAUCUCAAGGGGAGUAAUAUUCCCCCGUAACCUCAACGUGAGAUUGAUGUUAUAUUUGAAGUAAACAAUGUUGAAGUUAUGUGUAAAAACAAUGUAAAAAAAUGGAAUAGUAUUAAUAAUGACAAUAAGUAAAAAUUAAUUGUUUUCAAUUGUAAUCUUAAUAAAAUUUAUGUGUUUCAGGCAUAGAGAAUUGUUUGUAGGUGCAUCAUUAAAUAUUUAGUGUUCUUUUGUUUUUGUAUUUUAAUUUUAGUUAUCA
Messenger RNA from Limulus polyphemus (Atlantic horseshoe crab), 2175 nucleotides. RefSeq names its product vesicular glutamate transporter 3-like. Gene Ontology annotation, cellular component: excitatory synapse; synaptic vesicle membrane. Gene Ontology annotation, biological process: regulation of synapse structure or activity; neurotransmitter loading into synaptic vesicle; monoatomic anion transport. The transcript is spliced from 12 exons. Bases 287 to 1936 code for a protein of 549 amino acids. The record is from RefSeq and is a predicted model, not a curated record. Gene Ontology annotation, molecular function: L-glutamate transmembrane transporter activity; neurotransmitter transmembrane transporter activity. Lineage: Eukaryota; Metazoa; Arthropoda; Merostomata; Xiphosura; Limulidae.